AUGGGUGUCUAUAGAGGAAGGUCAACUCAAGGUGUAACCCGUGAGCAACUCCGUGCCGCAUCAGCGAGUGUGUUGUUCCGAGAUGGAAAAGAGAACGAUCAUCGCAAUCGUUGGAGUAGUAGUAGGGAGCGGGAGAGGGAGCUAUCGAAGACACCGUCGCAGGAAUCGUUAAAAAGCGGUGACUCUCAAGCGAGUACAGUGAAUAGUACGGAAGUUGUGGAUGAACAACACGAUAAAAAACCAACAUCCACAACAGUUACGGCAUCGUCGUAUCCAACCAAGGAUAUGGCUAAUCUGAGGCGUAGAUCACAGAUUUCUCGAAGCACUCGUCGCGGUACCGGUCCGAUCUCGUUUGAAGAGGUGCAAUCAGCAUUGGAUGCGAUCUCAACUCCUCCGAAGGAUCAGUCACAACAACAAGUCACCGAGGGUGUGAGCAGUCUAAAUGCACCAUCCACAUCCUACACGAACACAUCUGCAACAGCUGCGUCAACUCUGGCAUCAGCCAAAAAUCAGUCAUCAUCGGUACCUUCAAGUGCAUCGACUGCGAAUAGUAACGCGAUCACACGGGUAAUGAUCACGGAACGUGACAAGUCUUUGCAACCGUCACAGGUGAGCAAAUGA
This is a messenger RNA of Anisakis simplex (herring worm), 621 nucleotides long. Lineage: Eukaryota; Metazoa; Nematoda; Chromadorea; Rhabditida; Anisakidae. The record is from the annotation of a GenBank genome assembly.